AUGAGGCUGAAAACGUCACUAUUUAAGGAGACAAAGCACAGAGAGCUUGUCAGCUGUGUUGGGUGGACCACUGCAGAUGAACUUUACUCAUGCAGUGAGGACCACCAGAUAAUUAAAUGGAACCUACUGUCUAACGAGGCUACAGUAGUAGUGAAGCUACAGGAUGACAUCUAUCCCAUUGACUUACACUGGUUUCCCAAGACCACUGGUGGGAAGAAACAGGCACUGGCAGAGAGCUUUGUCCUUACAAGCACAGAUGGGAAGUUCCAUUUGGCUACUAAAACAGGCCGCUUAGAGAAGAGUGUGGAGGCACAUCGUGGAGCUGUGCUAGCAGGACGCUGGAACUACGACGGCACCGCUCUCAUCACAGCUGGUGAGGAUGGACAGAUCAAGAUCUGGUCUAAAAGUGGGAUGCUGAGGUCCACCCUUGCGCAACAAGGAUCUCCAGUGUACUCAGUGGCCUGGGCUCCAGACUCUGACAGGAUUCUCUACACGUCUGGCAGGCAGCUUAUCAUCAAACCCCUGCAGCCCAGCUCCAAAGUGCUGCAGUGGAAAGCUCAUGACGGCAUCAUUCUGAAAGUGGACUGGAACUCAGUGAAUGACCUGAUACUGUCUGGUGGAGAGGACUGUAAAUAUAAGGUGUGGGACAGUUAUGGACGUCUCCUCUAUUCUUCUUCAUCUCACGACUACCCCAUCACCUCUGUGGCGUGGUCUCCUGACGGAGAACUGUUUGCUGUGGGCUCCUUCAACACACUGCGACUGUGUGACAAGACAGGGUGGUCGUACGCUCUGGAGAAGCCUAACACAGGCAGUGUGUUCAGUCUGGCCUGGUCUGCAGAUGGCACUCAGCUGGCAGGGGCCUGUGGGAACGGACAGGUCAUUUUCGCUCACAUAGUGGAGCAGCGCUGGGAGUGGAGAAACUUUGAGAUCACGUUAACCAAGAGACGCACCAUGCAGGUGAGGAACGUGCUGAACGACGCAGUGGACGUUCUGGAGUUCAGAGAUCGGGUCAUCAAAGCCUCUUUGGCCUACAGUCACCUGGUUGUGGCUACUUCUCUGCAGUGCUACGUAUACAGUGUGAAAAAUUGGAAUACCCCGCUUAUCUUUGAGCUCAAAGAAGGCACAGUGAGUCUGAUUCUCCAGGCUGAAAGACACUUCUUAUUGGUAGAUGGAGGUGGAAUUUACGUGUUCUCUUAUGAGGGACGUCUGGUGUCUUCUCCCAAAUUCCCCGGCAUGCGAACAGACAUCCUCAACUCUCAAACGGUCGCCUUAAGCAGCGAUACUUUAGCCGUCCGCGACAAAACCGACGAGAAAGUCAUUUACCUGUUUGACGCACAGACAGGGAAAGCCAUCGGCGACGGGAAGCCUCUGACUCAUAAGAUGGAGGUCAUGGAAAUUGCUCUGGACCAGUGCGGGCCGUCUAAUGACAGGAAGAUCGCCCUUAUCGAUAAGAACCGUGACCUCUACCUGACCUCCGUGCGUUGCCUUGGCCGCGAACACGGCCUCAACAAGAUUGGCACUAUGGUUCACACCAUGGCCUGGAAUGACUCAGCUAACAUCCUUUGCGGAAUCCAGGACUCCCAGUUCACGGUGUGGUAUUACCCCGGUGCGGUGUUUGUAGACAAGGACCUGUUACCCAAAACACUCUUCAACAAGGACGGCAGUGAGUUUAGCCACACGCCUCAGAUACUGAACUACGUGGGAACUCAGGUGACGGUGAGGAAGGCGGACGGCUCUCUGGUCUACAGCGCCGUCUCGCCCUACCCCGCCCUGCUGCACGACUACGCCAGCUCCGCCCGCUGGGAAGACGCGGUCCGCCUGUGCCGAUUUGCCAAGGACCAGACGCUCUGGGCGUGUCUGGCUGGCAUGGCGAUGGCCAGUAGGGAGCUGACAACAGCGGAGGUGGCCUAUGCUGCCAUUGGAGAGGUGGAUAAAGUGCAGUACAUAAACUCGAUAAAGGAGCAGCCGUCUAAGGAGUCAUCUGUGGCUCACAUCCUGCUCUUCAGUGGGCAUGUGCAGGAGGCAGAGGCCACACUGCUGCAGGCUGGUCUCAUUUACCAGGCCAUUCAGGUUCACAUCAACCUCUACAACUGGGACAGGGCUCUUGAGUUGGCAGUUAAGCACAAAACUCAUGUGGAUACAGUCCUUGCUUACAGACAGAAGUUUCUGCAGGACUUUGGCAAAAAGGAAACCAACAAAAGAUUCCUCCAAUACGCUGAAGGGGUGGAGGUGGACUGGGAGAAGAUCCAGGCUAAAAUUGAGAUGGAACUGACCAAGGAGAGAGAAGGAGCUGCCACCCAGUCUGUCCGGAGCAGCGUUCGCCGAUAAGAGCCCGUCGCCGCG
Messenger RNA from Chanos chanos (milkfish), 2343 nucleotides. It is a transcript of the gene ift80, whose product is annotated as intraflagellar transport 80 homolog (Chlamydomonas). Gene Ontology annotation, molecular function: protein binding. Bases 1 to 2328 code for a protein of 775 amino acids. Gene Ontology annotation, biological process: cilium assembly. The record is from RefSeq and is a predicted model, not a curated record. Gene Ontology annotation, cellular component: intraciliary transport particle B; cilium; centrosome. The transcript has 19 exons. Lineage: Eukaryota; Metazoa; Chordata; Actinopteri; Gonorynchiformes; Chanidae.